Molecule: messenger RNA, 651 nt
Organism: Brachypodium distachyon (stiff brome)
Lineage: Eukaryota; Viridiplantae; Streptophyta; Magnoliopsida; Poales; Poaceae
Product: agamous-like MADS-box protein AGL8 homolog
Exons: 3
Coding region: 1-651 (216 amino acids)
Biological process (GO): positive regulation of transcription by RNA polymerase II
Molecular function (GO): protein dimerization activity; RNA polymerase II cis-regulatory region sequence-specific DNA binding; DNA-binding transcription factor activity, RNA polymerase II-specific
Source: RefSeq, marked provisional
AUGGUCAGAGGGAAGGUGCGGAUGCGACGAAUUGAGAACCCUGCCCACAGACGGGUAACCUUCUGCAAGCGUCGAGAGGGGCUUCUCAAGAAGGCCAGGGAACUCUCAGUGCUUUGCGAUGCUGAAGUUGGUGUUAUCAUAUUCUCCUCUCAGGGAAAACUCCAUGAACUGGCAACUAAUGGAUCAUGCAACAAGAGAUACAACUUCUUGAAAAUAAGUGUGUUCACAUUUGAAAAUCAGUCCUUGUUACCCUACAUAGUUCACUGCAAAUUGAACAAGGAACAAGAUGACAGGGCAAGAGCAGAGGGGACGGAGGAGGAGGAGCAGGAGGAGAAGGGGGACACGCGACACUCACAGGAGCGUGAUGAGUACGAAGAGCAGGAGCGCGGCGACGAAGGAGUACUUGACGGCGGCUGCGAAGAUGGAGGCGGAGAUGAGCACCAGCUGCAGCAGCAGCGACGCGCCGGCCCAGACCAGCGCGCCCGUCAGCGCCACGGCCGCGGCGUUAUCGGGGCCCGGCGCGAGCAGCUCCCCCAACGGAUCUCCGACAGCGCCGGCAAGGAGGGAACCCCGCGCGGCUUCUCAUCCCCAUUCUCCGCCGGUGGCCCCCCGCCGUCGCCGCCGCCUCCGGAGGCCGCAGAGGCGACCUGA